AUGCCCGAAACAAAUAAAGUUCAUAUUUUUGGGGGUCUAUGGCUACCAGACCCCGACCGUGAGCUACCCAGACAGGAGUUGUUAUAUGUGAGAAAGUUACUUAACCUCAUUCAACGUGCUGGAGAGCAACAGUUGGAAGAGGCAAAAGGACUCAAAGGCAAGAUAUCAGCCAUCCAAUACACGCCGGCCCAAAAUAAUCACAAAGCAGACUUACAAAAUUUUCCUGAGUGGAAUCUGAUCGAAGCUUUUGAGAUUUUCAGAAAGAAAGAAGUCGGUUGGUGGAAAGAACGAGGCGUCAUCCGACCUGGAGAAUACUUGGUUCGCCCUAGUGGCCACACGAAUGCUGCUGUUGCUUGUCACUUAUACAACCCCACUUUCAGUGUUAAUGACCCUCUUGAUGGAGAAACCGAAGAUUUGACAAACCCUUCAGUCGCCCAGCUAAACAGAGCCGGGUUUUCGACCAGAAAUAACUGUUUGCUUUUCGAUCAUCUUGCACGCAGAGAUAUCAGCAGACACUGCAAAGAGAUUUAUCCAGAAGAUCUCUUUGAUAUCCAUGAAGAAUUCACCUUUGCGCUUCGGGCAGCGAUGAAGGCGAAGGUUGAGAUUUGCUGGGGCGCUAACGUUCGCCAACGGAUGCUUAAAAAGCUUGAUCUGGAACCGCUUCGCCUUUGGGGUGAUUUUACAGGCUUGACUCUAUACCUAGAGCUAACAUCAGACAAGAAGAAUUGGAAGCGCUUUGUCAUUUUUGUCGCCCACCCUCAGCGUUUCAUGUAUGUGAAGAGUGAUGGGGAAAGGGCUCAAGCUUGGCGUCGCCGAUUCGGAGCAUCGCAAGAUCGAGCGUUGACCCUUGCUGCUGAAUUAAGUGGCAUACAAAUUUCACCAAAUUUCUAUGAGUUGGAUGUCAGAUUGCCUCAAAACAUAUGUGUCCCACGCCGAACAAGUGCUAGGAAGAACGCUUGGAAAGGCCAAGCUGUAGCCCAGUUGAAGGAAGUCUUUCCCGAUGCCAUUCUUUCAACAGAAUCAUCGCAUAGAAUCCGAGCCACAAAGGAAGAUAAGGCAGCACUUCUGAAAGUAUUGGGUGUCCUGGGUAAAUUUGAGCCUAGCAGGGUUAGCCAGACGGUGAAUGGACCCCGUGCUACAGAUGACAAGACCUUGAGGAAUCUCCGAUCUCAGAAGAUAGUGAAUUUUUGGCAUGGCCUGAAGAACCUCGCAUACGCGUUUAUACCGAACGCCGAUACCAACACUUAUUGUUUGCGAACAAUCAACGCACACACGAUCAGCUAUCUUUCGGACAAGCUGCCAGCAGAGCUUCAGAGGUCCGAUUGCUGGGAUUGGGAGGACCUCCCAGCGUCGUUGGUGGAGUUCAUACAAGUACAAGAUGGACUGAAAUUCAACAAACGCAAAAUAAUGUGUCGAACUGAUCUUGAAGUUGCGUUCUAUCUCCUCCAGAGAUGUGAAGGCAAUCCUGAAGUAUUGGACAUACUCACACUCGCAUUUGCGGUGUUGGCUGCUUACGGCUGGAUGAUUACUCGUCCAAGAAAGCCUCUUAUCGAUAACAUGCUUGUCCUCCGCGAGUCUCCGAAUGAUGUUAUCGCCCGGAAAUGCUCUGGAUGCAAGAGGGAACAAUUGGACGAUCCUUUUGCCUACUGGUCAAAGUCUGACCCUGAUUGUUACGCUCUUUGGUACUAUUUCAGAUCUAAUUGUGGUCGGCCAGAAUGCACAACGCAAAACGUCAGCCUUUUACCGCUUGAUAAUCUGAUAAGGUAUUCGCGCGCUACGCAUAGCGGUCUAGAGGCAAAACGGCUGGACCGAUUCGAAAGGUGGUUUCUGCUUCACCCAGAGGAAUACGGAGUACUCCCCGGCCAGCUCAAAGUCAAGUGCCAAGGUGAAGGCUGCCAGGAAACAAGAUUAGUUAAGUCGCGGUGGACCGCUCAUGCAACACCGAGGUUUGUGGUAGCCGUGCACAAAUGCGCCAAGUCUCUCAAAAGAACAAAUUGGGUCCCUUCUGGUUACCCGACUGUCCAUGCUGGAACCCUCAGCGUGCUUUGGAAAAGAUUUCACGAACACCCAGGUUUCGAAAUUACCGAAUACCCACGCAGACCUGACAUUUACUUUAAUACAAGUCUCAGUAUUGCUGGCCGAAUCGCUUCUUUGAUAGAAGCCCAAAGGCUACUUGAGAACAGGUCAAAUAAUCGGAAGAGGAAGGCUAGUGAGAUGACAGUAGCUGAGGCGAGGUAA
Messenger RNA from Penicillium pulvis, 2238 nucleotides. RefSeq lists its product as uncharacterized. The record is from RefSeq and is a predicted model, not a curated record. The transcript is spliced from 2 exons. NCBI's taxonomy places the organism in Eukaryota, Fungi, Ascomycota, Eurotiomycetes, Eurotiales, Aspergillaceae. The coding region runs from base 1 to 2238 and encodes 745 amino acids.